CAUCAAACACUCAAACUAUAGAUUGACAUAAAACUUGCAAGAAGUGUAAGAAAAGGGGAGAGACUACAAUCGUAGCAGAAAAAUGGAAAAGACUGCAAUGAAAUUGUCAUUCUUUGUUGCUCUCCUGUUUUGUAUAGCUGGUUCAGAGAUAAGAAUUGCGGACGGAAUCCCAUACAGAUGCAGUGUUGUACCAAAUUGCAUCCAAUGGUGUAUCGACCAGGGGUGUCAAAUCUGUACUUGUUUGAAGCAUCAGUGUAUUUGUCGCGAAAAUAUUGAUAAUAUUAUCACUUCUAAUGAGACACAUGAGAUCACUGGUUCUCUGUCUCCGACGAAACAGUAGAACUUUAUGGCAAUAAUGUUGUAUUGUGAUGAUGGACUCUAUAUUAUGCAAUGAAUAAUGGAGUGAGCUUGAAGAAAGACCAUUAUUACGAUGUGUUAUUUUAAUUUUAUUCAUGGUAAGAUAAUGGUUUGGAAUAGAAAAGAAAAAAGGCAAAGUGAAGGGAGAGGAUGGGUGGAAAUUCGUCCCCUUAUCAGGGUUUAAUUUUCUCAACAAGUUCUCCCUUCUCCUCAGUCCUCUCCCAUCCAACUUCCCCUCCUUUAGAAUUAACUCAAUUAGAAAAGGAAUUUCAUUUAUUUUGAGAAGCAUAGUUAUCAUUUUGGAAUUCAUUUCUAUGGCUUCAGUUUGGAGCGAAUCCUGAACUUUUAGAAAUGAUUUCUAAUUUUCAUAUUUGGAAGAAGAUGUAAAUGAAAUCUUUCAUAUAAUUUUACAGUAGUAUCCAUCAAUAAAUUAAAUGGUAGAUG
Messenger RNA from Linum trigynum, 801 nucleotides. The record is from the annotation of a GenBank genome assembly. NCBI's taxonomy places the organism in Eukaryota, Viridiplantae, Streptophyta, Magnoliopsida, Malpighiales, Linaceae.